Messenger RNA from Populus nigra (black poplar), 1534 nucleotides. Its product is annotated as obg-like ATPase 1. Lineage: Eukaryota; Viridiplantae; Streptophyta; Magnoliopsida; Malpighiales; Salicaceae. Bases 67 to 1251 code for a protein of 394 amino acids. The record is from RefSeq and is a predicted model, not a curated record. Gene Ontology annotation, molecular function: ATP binding; ATP hydrolysis activity; GTP binding. The transcript is spliced from 12 exons. Gene Ontology annotation, cellular component: cytoplasm.
CGCUAAACAUAUCAUCACUCCCAAAAACCCUAAACCAAAUCCCCCCCCCCCUCCCCCCAAAAAAAAAUGCCACCAAAAGCAUCGAAAUCCAAAGAAGCACCGGCAGAGAGGCCGAUUCUUGGCCGAUUCUCGUCGCACCUCAAGAUCGGCAUUGUUGGAUUGCCGAAUGUAGGGAAAUCUACCCUUUUUAAUACUCUGACGAAGCUGUCAAUACCGGCUGAAAACUUCCCGUUUUGCACCAUUGAGCCUAAUGAGGCUAGGGUUAAUAUUCCUGAUGAGAGAUUCGAGUGGCUCUGCCAGCUGUUUAAGCCGAAAAGCGAGGUUUCAGCAUUCUUGGAGAUUCAUGAUAUAGCUGGAUUGGUUAGAGGUGCACAUCAAGGUCAAGGAUUGGGGAACAGUUUCUUAUCUCACAUUCGUGCUGUUGAUGGCAUUUUUCAUGUUUUGCGAGCAUUUGAGGAUCCUGAUAUUAUCCAUGUUGACGACAUUGUGGAUCCCGUUAGAGAUCUUGAAGUUAUUAGUGCAGAGCUACGACUGAAGGAUAUUGAGUUCAUAGAGAGGAGGAUAGAGGAUGUUGAGAAGAGCAUGAAGAGGAGCAAUGAUAAGCAGUUAAAAAUAGAGCUGGAGUUGUGUCAAAAGGUCAAGGCUUGGCUUGAGGAAGAGAAAGAUGUCCGUUUAGGAGAAUGGAAAGCUGCUGAUAUCGAGAUAUUGAAUACUUUUCAGUUGCUUACUGCCAAGCCAGUUGUCUACUUGAUUAACAUGAAUGAAAAGGAUUACCAAAGAAAGAAGAACAAGUUUUUGCCCAAGAUACAUGCAUGGGUGCAGGAACAUGGCGGUGAAACCAUUAUUCCUUUCAGCUGUAUAUUAGAGAGAACUCUUGCUGAUAUGCUACCAGAUGAAGCAGCUAAGUAUUGCGAGGAGAACAAGUUACAAAGUUGCCUUCCAAAGAUCAUAAAGAUUGGAUUUUCAGCAAUUAAUCUAAUUUACUUUUUCACUGCUGGCCCUGACGAGGUGAAAUGUUGGCAAAUCAGACGACAGACAAAAGCCCCCCAAGCUGCAGGGACUAUCCAUACUGAUUUUGAAAGAGGAUUUAUAUGUGCUGAGGUCAUGAAAUUCGAUGAUCUGAAGGAGCUUGGUAGUGAGUCAGCUGUUAAGGCUGCUGGGAAGUAUAAGCAGGAGGGGAAGACAUACGUUGUCCAAGAUGGAGACAUAAUAUUCUUCAAGUUCAAUGUGUCUGGGGGUGGAAAGAAGUGAGAUUUUAUCCUUCAAAUCUUCCACUGCAAUGAUUGAUGUAUUUUUGGUGGCUAUGCUAGAAAUUUGGUUGGUGCUUGGAAAAAACACUUGAUUUGAGCGGUCAUUUAUGUGACUGUAAAAUCACAACAUCACAGCCCAAAUCAAAUGAUUUAAGAAUUGUAAUUUAUAAUCAGAAUCAUGAGCUCUUGGAUUUAUGGUGUAUUGGCAUAUAUUUCUGUUUUGAUACAUCUAGUCGAAUAGUACCAUGGGAGGCCAUAAAAUGGGAUCAAAGAAUUCAUAGCCA